AUGAAGAAGAUCCAGACAAUAAAGCCGGUCUUCCCCAUCUAUGUUGCCUGUUGGCUUACGAUUGAGGUGAGAAACUGGUUUCACGAUAUUUCCUAUUUUAGUAUUGACCACUGGAACAACGAGCAUGAACGUAUUGUGCUGCUGACGGAGAGAAGUUUCUACGUGAUUCGUUAUGACUUUAUUCAGAGAACUGUCCGAGAAAGCAGAAGAGUUGGUCUGGGACAACUCAAUUCAGUGAUAACAGGUCCCCUGGUCUUUCCCGCCAAGUCUUUGAUGCCAAUUCGCACUUCUCCAGGCGUCCAGUUGAUGUGGGGCGAUCCGAACGAAGUUAAAGUCACACAGAAAUGGAAUCCCCUUUGUCGCAGUCUGCCAUACGCCAUUUUGACACAUCACCCUCUUCUGGUGAAGCAGAGCCAACUGCCGUAUGGACAGACAACGGUGCCCGGCUGUGGGUAUAACAAUACAACGGGACACGUCAACUCAUUUUUGUCACCAUUUCUAUUGAUAUUUCAGUUUCGCAACAGUGAGAUUGUGAUCGAGAGCUAUGGCAACAUCGGCAGUAUGGUAUUCAACCAAACGAGCCUGGGCUUUACGAAGGAAACUCACGUUCCACCGGUUGUAUAA
Molecule: messenger RNA, 624 nt
Organism: Protopolystoma xenopodis
Lineage: Eukaryota; Metazoa; Platyhelminthes; Monogenea; Polystomatidea; Polystomatidae
Source: the annotation of a GenBank genome assembly